This is a messenger RNA of Camelus dromedarius (Arabian camel), 2270 nucleotides long. It is a transcript of the gene IRAK1BP1, whose product is annotated as interleukin 1 receptor associated kinase 1 binding protein 1. Lineage: Eukaryota; Metazoa; Chordata; Mammalia; Artiodactyla; Camelidae. The transcript is spliced from 4 exons. The coding region runs from base 48 to 830 and encodes 260 amino acids. Gene Ontology annotation, biological process: immune response; canonical NF-kappaB signal transduction. The record is from RefSeq and is a predicted model, not a curated record.
GGCCACCGUCGGCUCUGAGUUGCUAUGGAAACCCAGCCUCCAUCACUAUGUCGUUACAACAAGCCCCUCCGUCGCGGGUGUUUGUCGAACUGGUUCCCUGGACUGACCGGGGCCGAGAGAACAAUCUAGUCUCGGGCGGAGAGACGCUAUCCGCCCUCCGCCGCCCUCUCUCCUCAGCGCAGGCCCAAACUUCGAGCCGAGAGGUGCACGUAAGCGGCACAGCCGAGGUGUCUGCCAGCCCCGACCGGGCGCAGGUGGCGGUGCGGGUGAGCAGCACCAAGGAGGCGGCGGCCGAGGCCAAGAAGAGCGUUUGCCGCCGACUGGACUACAUCACGCAGACCCUCCAGCAGCAAGGCGUGCAGUCAGAAAAUGUAACUGUGACAAAGGAUUUUAAAAGAGUAGAAAGUGCUUAUCACAUGGAAGCAGAGGUCUGCAUUACAUUUACUGAAUUUGGAAAAAUGCAAAAUAUUUGUAACUUUCUGGUUGAAAAGCUAGAUAGUUCUGUUGUCAUCAGCCAGCCCCAGUUCUAUCAUACUUCAGGUUCUGUUGAGAAUCUUCGACGGCAAGCCUGUCUUGUUGCUGUGGAGAAUGCAUGGCGCAAAGCUCAAGGAGUCUGUAACCUUGUUGGCCAGACCCUAGGAAAACCUUUAUUAAUCAAAGAAGAAGAAACGAAAGAAUGGGAAGGCCAAACAGACGAUCACCAGUCACCCAGACUCUCAAGCUCUCCAACUGUACAACAGAAAAUCAAAAGUGCAACAAUACAUGCUGCUUCCAGAGUAUUUGUAACUUUUGAAGUAAAGGGGAAAGAGAAGAAAAAAAAACAUAUCUGAAAUUCUGACCAAAAUACAUUGUAUUCAUAUCUUUGUCUAUUUUUAUACUUUUUAUAAUGUUUCCUUUUUUCGGAAUAUAUAUAUUGUACAGUAUAUAAAAGUGUUUCUCCUCUGAAUCUGUCAACCCUUGAAUAUAGUUCCACAGAAUACUUAACGUUUAAUUUCUAUUCUCACAAACUUACUAUGGGAAAUACUCUUUGGAAAUAAAUGUGUUAUAUGUACAUACUUGUAUACUGACAGUUCAUAUAAGUGCAUGUGUUAAUAAUUUUAUAUUUCUACCACAGGAAGAAAUACACAGUUAUUAACAUGAUUCUUAACAUUUAAUAGAAAAAUUAAUGAGCAAUACGUAACUUUUGAUAAAAGGAUAAUGAGAUAUACUAAGAAAAUAUUUUGAUGCCAGACAUAAAAGACAAUAUAGGGACAAGCCUGUCUUCUCCAGGGCUCCUUUGAUUAUACCAGCACUCUCUGGUACAAAUAUAAUGCAAGCCAUAUAUGUAAUUUAAAAUUUCCUAGUAGACACAUUUUUUUAAAAAGUAAAAAACAGUUGAAACUAAUUUUAAUAAUGUUUUAUUUAAUCCAGUAUAUCCAAAAUAUUAUCAUUUCAGCAUGUAGUCAAUAUUUAAAAAUAAUUAAUGGAUUUUUAUAUUCUUUUUAUACUAAUUUUUCAAAAUCUAGUGUAUAUUUUAUAUUACAGCAUCUAUAUUAUAUUACAUUAUAAUUAUAUUACAUCUCAAUUCAGAUAUUACAUUUUCAUCAGAAAUACUUGAUCUGUGUUUAAGUUUCCUCAAAUGUAGUUGAAAAAAGAUUCACCCACCCAGGUUGUUCUAGACAUACUUGAAAAACCUAGUAACUGGAUCAAGUGUCAGUUUUUAAAUUAAAAUUUGUAAAAACUUGAAAUUCAGUUUCUUGGUUGCACUAGCCACAUUUCAGGGACUUGAAAGCCAUGAAUGGCUAAAUGGCUGCCGUGAUGGACAGUGCAGGUUUCUGCACUGAGAGCAUACUGAUCCUUAGGACUGCUUGCAAUGUGACUGCAAGUGCCUGUCACUGCUGCUGCACUACACCCCGUCGGCAGGUGUUGUCUGUAAGCCAACUGUUAACGCAGCACAGGCUUUCCUUUCCCCACCAUACAGCUGGGUCCUAGGGUUUUUCCUUUGAUAUAUCUUGGUACCCAAUUUCCCAAUAUUUCUUUCCUAUAACAUAUUUCUACAAAAGUAUGUAGUUUCCAUUCCCAUCUACUUUCAAUGUAAAUAAAUAAGACCUAGAAAAAUAAUUUUUCAUUUAAGAUUCUAUACCUCAUAUUCCAUAAAUACUGUUACGUCCUCCUCGUAAGUGUAGGUUGAGGAUAUCCCAACUCUGUCAGGCUUGAUGAAAAUGUGAUAGUGAGAAAUUCUCACUGGCCUAAAAAAAUAAAAAUAAAAACAUGAAUUAUGAAGUCAAAAA